Molecule: messenger RNA, 6716 nt
Organism: Schistocerca cancellata (South American locust)
Lineage: Eukaryota; Metazoa; Arthropoda; Insecta; Orthoptera; Acrididae
Gene: wapl
Product: protein wings apart-like
Exons: 13
Coding region: 670-4239 (1189 amino acids)
Biological process (GO): regulation of chromosome condensation
Source: RefSeq, a predicted model, not a curated record
AAGAUGCGGUAGUCGAGCGGUAUAGUUAAGCGUGUGUAUAUAUUUUUUUGUUUGUGUUCUUGCAGCUAUCCUCCUAAAGAAAGAUAUGUGGGAAGUUUAUGUUGUCCGAGCGUGACGAUGUUUCCUCUAUGUGCGGAUGACGAACACUCAUGUAACUGGAGAGGCAGACAGUUUGUGAUGCUCACAUAUUAACUUACGUGAACAUGGCGACCUGCAGAAGGUGUUUUGUAUUUGUGUCAGCGAGUGUUUAUUGCGUGCAGGAGAUGUUAUAACGUUUUCUGGAACCAUAUCAGUUUUCACAAGUUGUGUAUUGAAUUCGUGGUGUUGUGCCGUAGACCAAGUGAUUUUAUAGUAACAUCAGAACCUGCGUAGCACAAGUUGUACCUUGAGAUUCAAAUUUCAGCUUUCCCGUUUAAAUCAGUAUGUGUACAAAAUGUGACGCAUUCGGGUCUGCGGUGUAACAGUGUGUGUUUUGAUUGGACCUGUUGCAAACCAUUUGUAGUAUAGUAGACUUCAGUGGAUGCGAGUGUGACAAGAAGCUAUAGUCCAUGUUUGCUUAUCAGAAAGAUGCAAGCUUUUCUGUUGGCGGUACAAUGGAAAUACAACGGUCAUGUGUAAUUAAUAUGUGAUUGAGUUCAGUUCUCUGCGUCAGUUAGCAAGCCAUUAUAAAUGCCAAGCAACAUGUCCCGUGGGUACUACAAAUUAAAUAGUCGCAAGCCCUCUCAGGGCAGUUUGCAGUUUGACAAACUUUUUCAUGAGAAUAGUAAUCGUCCCUCAGCUGCAAAAAGUGCAGGUACUAUUGGCCGUUGGGGAGUAAUCUCAUGCACGUCACUACGAAGCACCAACAUAAUAGGAAGAAAGGAAGAAGAAUAUGGUGCCAAAAGAAUGCGUCUGGAAUUCAGUGGCCGCAACUCUCAGCUGUCAUCUAGAGACCCUUUCUCCUUUGAGUCGAGUGCUGUUGGUCCACCACCAGUUGUGAAACCCAGAAAGUUCUUCAAAAGUCGUAAUAUUGAUUCACCUCCAGAUGAUGGACACAUCAGUUCACCAGCAUACAACAACAAAGAAAGGAGUUCAGAUUCAACUUACAAAUCCAAAGUGAAAAAGUAUGGCAAAAAUAACUAUCAUUCUCAUUCAGCAGGGUCUAAAAAAGUUUUUGGAGCUUCUGUUAAGGGCAGUUCCAACACCUCAAAUGUUGAACCCCAGGCGGAGCAGACAGAAGCUAUGAACUUAACAAGUCCAGCCAAAACAGCAGUUCCACCAAGAGAAGAGAAUAAGCCUCCAAUUGUUCUGAGGAUAUUCAAAGGCACUUCACACUUAGUUAGUGUUCCAUCCAGUCCAUGUGAGAACAGCAGUGGAAUAUCAUUACGUAGCUCCACAAGAAAAAGAAGUCACAGCAGCGAUUCACGUAGUGUAGUGAUGUACAGCAGCAGUAUUAUAACAGCACCAAAGAGAUCGACUAGAGAACUGAGAAGCAAGCGAGUUUCGGAUUCAAGUUUCGAUUAUGUAGCAGAAGUAUCACAACAGGCCUCAGCGGUAGAUAAUUUGAAUAGCAGUGGUAGUAGCACCAACAGCAACAGUAGCAGUGGUGGCAGCAGUAGGAGUAAUUGUGCUAGUAAUGAUUGUUUAGAUUUAGCUGUAGAGGACACAACAAAGAAUGACAAUGAAUGUUUGCCCGAGAAUCCUGUAGAAAGAAUGAGUAGUCCUAUUGCAAAUGUUGACAAUUCUCCUAUACCAUUGAAAAAUGAGCAAGAAGUGGUGGAAGCUGAUGAUAAUCAGCCUCUUGCUUUGGAAUGUCCUUCAGUUAACACACUACCUCUGCAAGAAAAUGUUGAACAUUUUGGUGAACAGUGCAAUGGUCACCAAGAACAGUAUACAGAGGAACCUGUACAGAUGUGUAAUUCCAUACCUGAAGCAUUAACUGAGGUAGAUAAUCAAAAAGAAAUUGAGCAAAUGGUAGCAGAUUCUCCACAACCACCCGAUACAAAAACUUUGCUCGAUCAGGACUGGUUCUCAGACAGCGAUGACUGUAGUGAUAGCAUUUCUGAUCACAUAAACACGAUAGCUUCCACUCAAGGUGAAGGUGAAACAGAAUCAGAAAUAACUGAUGGUAGUUUGGCCAGGGUAUUGACUCAGGAAAAAUGUGAACUAGAUACACAGCAAGAGUCAGGCCCAGAGUCAGGAAGGACAUCACCUGCAGAUAAACAGUCACCUCCACCUUCGCCUAAGGCUGAAACUCGUCCAAUGUCUACUCGAAUAUCACCCAUAAAAAAAGGUAGCAUUUUCAAGAGUCGGUCAUUAUUGUCCGGUAGUAAGAAGAGACUAGCUUUGUACAAACACAAGUGGGCUGAUGAUAAAGAAGGUGGUGGUGGGGCCACACCUGAAGGCGCAUCUCAAAGCCAGGAAGUUGGGGGAGCAGUUAAUAGCGUUGGAGCUUCAGUUUCACAACCUUGUCUAACAGAAGAAGACUUUGAACCUUCUAGGCUUACUAGGGUCACAUCAUGGCCAUUAAAUUCAAUGGCAAGUGAAGAAGAUCAAGAAGAGGCCAUAACCAGUGUAAAAUGUUCCAAAAAUGCAAAAGGGUAUUAUACUGUUGUCCGCAAUGUUAAAAAAGCACAUCAGAUCCAAGAGUCUGGAGAAUUUCAAGAAUUUAAUGAUGAUGUAGAAUAUAUUUUAGAUGCUCUGCAGGACAACAACCCAAUUGGAACACGGUGCCUUUCAGCCAUAACAUUAGCUUCAAAGUGUAUGGCACCAGCAUUUCGAAUGCAUGUCCGUGCACAUGGUACAGUGGCCAAAUUCUUCCGUGCACUACAUGACGCAACUCGAGAUCAGAGCUUGGGGCUUUGUACUGCAACUGUGAUGUUUGUGCUGAGCCAGGAUCGUCUCAAUAUGGAUCUCGAUCGUGACUCUCUUGAGUUGAUGCUUGGUCUAUUAGAAUGUGAUGCUUCUCACCACAGUGCUCUUGAUGACUGUGGCAUGAGCAGUGUUCAACUUGCAAAGAACAAGGAGAAAGUGCGAGAGCUUUGUGCUGCAAUACAAAGCCAGGGCCAUGCUAAAUACCUAGACCUUGAUAACAUUACGGUGGGCCAUCUAGCCAUGGAAACAUUGCUAAGUUUGACAUCCAGACGUGCUGGAGAAUGGUUUAAAGAAGAACUGCGAGAACUAGGUGGUCUCGAACACAUAGUGCGCACAAUUUGUGACUGCUGCACACAAAUUGAUGAUUAUGUUGUUGAGUGGACUGAAGUGCUCUUGAACAGGCUCAGGAAAGUUGAUCGAUGCCUCAGGGUUUUGGAAAAUGUCACUCACCAAAAUGAAGAAAAUCAGUUGUACCUCUUACGCUACAGUGAUGGAAUUUUGGUUGAUACAUUAAUGAGACUCUAUUGCCAGUGUGACUCUGAGAUACCAUUGUACCCAGUCACAAAUGCAGGUGACAAAGAGUCUGCCGGAGCUGUAAUAAGAGAGGCAUUGCUUGCUACUCUGAAGGUGUUAAUAAAUCUUUCUCAUGACUUCAAUGAUAAAUCAUUUGGAAGCACUUUAAUUGGUAGAAGACAUGGUGCAAUUGAUGCAAGCUUACACAUAAUGCUGCAGUUGCCAAACUAUGUACCUGAAGAAAAGAAAUUUGAAUUGCUUGUUCUGUCUCUUCUUUUCCUAACGAAUUUGGUGGAACAUAAUACUGAGAACAGAAAAAUUCUUUUUGAAGCAAGAGCCCCUGCUGGACCAGAUAAUGUUUUUCACUAUAACACCAAAAGUGCCGUGGAAGCACUAGUAACAUUCUUCUACCAGCAAGAACAACAAGCACGUGUUGAAGAGGGUAAGACUGAUGCCAUUUUGGAUGGAAAGAAAGAUGCUGAAGUUCAGGAUGAAGCUGCACAGGCACCUAAAACACAAGAAGAGUUUAUUGAAGAAACUGUAGCAAAAUUGUUACAGAAAGCUGGUCGUAAUAUGGAGCAUACUCUCAUUGGUGCUUACGUAGGUCUGCUGUUGGGAUAUCUUGUUAUAGAUAAUAAGGACUAUGAACAUCUGAUUCGUCAGUACCUGCCUGAGGGAAAUUUCAAGACAAUAGUUGGUGUGCUGCAAAAGGUUUAUGACUUCAUGAAUCUCACAGCUUCUGCUGUAGGCAGCAGUAGAGGAAUAGCUCAAACUCGCCGUAUAAUUAACUUCCUGGUACAGUGUGAUGGCCCAAGUACCAGUGAUCAGGACACCCUAUCAUCUCAUUUUAGCUUGUCUGACAACAUUUCGUGAUAGGACCUAUGCAUGUGGGAUUCGUUAUUAACUGCUUGUGCAAACUGAAAUAAUUGAAGUGGUUUCAAGGUUAAUUUUAAACAUAUGAAAAUACGAUAGUUUAAGAAGAGCUAUUAUCUGAAAUGUACGGUUUAUGUUUUGUGUAUAGUUACUUUUAAUUUAUUUCCCAUUUUUAAGAUUAAGCUGCAGCAAUUUCAUAUUUAUAUAAAAAGCUGUGAAGUAAUGUGAUACAAUUCGUGUUAUGAUUGUGUGUGUUGUGUUAUCUGUAAAUUUUAUCUGAGAAUUUGAUCGGCACCAUUUUAUUCCUCUAGUUAGCUUACAGUAAUUGUUGCAUAAUAUUUAAGCUGACCAAAAUAGCAGACUCUGAGAGCACUAACUUUAAAGACUUUUUAAUUUUUCACAUUAUUUUGGAACAGUAUGAUUAGAAACUUCUGAAGUGGUCUUACCAAUAAUGACAUGUACAUACAGUGUAUUGUUAGAACAUAUACUUAUAAAAUGAAAAGUUUUAUUUAUUUAUUUUAGUAUAGCUGUGUGUUGUACAAACUUGACUGGGAAGAGGCUCAAAUAUAUUGUAUACAAAUUUAGUUUUCUCUUCAGUGGUGAACAAUAACACUGCAUAACUGUUUGAAUUGACUUGUCCAGUGGUCACUUCAUUAUUGGACGCUGUAAUUUUAAUUUUGUACAAUAGGAUGAUAUCGUGCAGGCUUCUUCUCAGGGAAAUAUUUUAUUUGUAUUACUUUUUAAAACUGUAAAUAGAAGUCAGACUUUUUAAAAAAAUUGACAUAUUUUAUAAAAUUCCAUGUGUACAGUAAUUUGUGGACUAAAUGUUAAUAUUUUCUGUUUUGAUAUAAUACACUCUACAUGCCAGUGAAAUUUUGUCAUUCGAAGCAUAGGUUAUAAACAGAUGUCUUACUUAUGAUUCAGUUUCCAAAAUAAUUACCUUUCACUACAUUGUUUUUUAACCUUCAGACAGUGUUUUGAACACAAUAUCAGUAUAAAUCAUUCUUCUUCAUCAUUCCUUCUAUUUGGACCAAAUGAAUUACAUAUAUUACAUCACACAAUAUCUUUAGUGAGCAUACAAAUACCUGAAAAUAAUGUUGUGAUAUAUGUGUCAUUCCAUCUGUGUGUACCAAUUAAUUCCAAAUGUUCAGAAACAGGAAAUGAUCUUGACCUUGAAGAUAGGCUUACUGUUGUCAAUGUUUUUCACCAUAUAGGGGUACAUAAUCACUUACUGAAAGAUUUAAGUAAGAAGAUUUUAAGACAUAACUAUCAGUAUCAUUCUGUAAUGCUGAACAGAUCUGUUUUUAUUUCUCUGGCAAUAUUUUGUAUAAAAUGAAAAUUGAUCUUUCGUGUGGAUACAGAAAGCUUGCACUCUCUCUCUCUCUCUCUCUCUCUCUCUCUCUCUGUCUGUGUGUGUGUGUGUGUGUGUGUGUGUGUGUGUGUGUGUGUGUGAGAGAGAGAGAGAGAGAGAGAGAGAUGGUCAGUUACUCAUUGUAUCAAAUGUACAGAAUUUUAUGUGGAAUUGUUGAGAGUUUAUAUCCUAGUGUGACAUACUUUUGCUGUUUACAUUUCAGGGCAUAUUGUAUUUAGCUGGUGAUCUGAGUCACACAAAUUGUCAUUUUAGUGUGAUGAGGAUGAUGAUGAUGAUGAUGAUGAUGAUAUUGUAAUAAUAACAAAAAAGGCAUGGUGUAGAAGGAAUGAGUAUUUUCAUUAAUUCGUAAAUGAACCCACACAUGUACAUAAACAUUCAUUUUUGUGAACAAUUUCAGAUUGGUUUUGUAAUUGAUCUCAGACUCCACACACUAUACAACAUAGUGGUUAUGAACUUCUGGUCAGUGAGAGGGUUGGUUGUGAUGUAAAAUGUUUUCAUCCAGUUUUGUGUAUUUAGUGUGAGAUUCUAUACUUGUUGGGAAACAGCCUGUUCAGUACACUUUUCUGUAUUUGUGAAGUAUCUGAAGAUAGUGUCCGUAAAAGCUAUAGAUGAAACUAUUUUGCAUAACAUCUGUCAGUACAAAAUAUGAAUCUGUAGAUUGAUAAGAAAUAUUUUUGAUGUGAAUGAAUUGUUGUAAAAUAAAGCAGCACAACUCUUAGAGGAUGUACACAUUUUCCAAAAUUGCAUGCAUUGUGUUUUAAGAAGAGUCCUGAAAUUCAGUUCAACUGUAUACAUUACUUAAAAACAGUUCAUACUUUCCUGAAUUUUGUAUACAAAAUAUUAUGUCAUUAUGAUCACAUUUUAUUGCAGCUUACAAAUGGCCUUUUGUCAGUGUAGAUUGUGGUUUCCCCCCCUCCUGAAGGUGUGAUGGUAUGUAAUGAAAUCAACCUUUUGGAAUUCAAGUAUGUUACAUUUCAGUAUUGUGGGCAAGAUAUAAAACUUUAUUUUGUUGCAUAAUCAAGGACUGCCAAGACAUUUAUUCUCAAAAGAUACAACUUGUGUGUGAUAUACAUUUGGUAUUUUACAAAGAAAUUAUGUAGCCUUA